This is a messenger RNA of Labeo rohita (rohu), 1694 nucleotides long. RefSeq names its product coiled-coil domain containing 12 (gene ccdc12). NCBI's taxonomy places the organism in Eukaryota, Metazoa, Chordata, Actinopteri, Cypriniformes, Cyprinidae. The record is from RefSeq and is a predicted model, not a curated record. Bases 78 to 569 code for a protein of 163 amino acids. The transcript has 7 exons. Gene Ontology annotation, cellular component: post-mRNA release spliceosomal complex; U2-type spliceosomal complex.
CUUCCGGAGCAAGUUCUGAACAGACUGCAUAAUCGAUACAGAUUCAUCGAUUCUGCUACCCAUGCUUUAUUUUCACUAUGGAGAAACCUGUGGGAUCUUUACAGGAGCAAGCUUUGAAAAGAAAAGAAAGGUUAAAAGCUCUACGAGACCGGCAACUUCAAGGACAGGCAUCUGAGGAUGGAGAGCCUGAGAGAAAAAGAGCUCUGGAGGACUCUGAGACUGAAGACAGACACAGAGAGCUGAAACUGAGGAAUUACACGCCGGAGGACGAGGAGCUGAAGGAGAGACAGGUGCCUAAAGCAAAACCUGCAUCGGUGGAGGACAAGGUCAAGGACCAGCUGGAAGCUGCAAACCCAGAGCCUGUGAUUGAGGAAGUGGAUCUGGCCAAUCUUGCCCCCAGGAAACCAGACUGGGAUCUAAAGAGGGACGUUGCAAAGAAGCUUGAGAAACUAGAGAGGCGAACACAGAAAGCCAUUGCUGAACUUAUACGUGAAAGGCUCAAGGGAAGUGAGGAAGAGCUGGCUGGAGCGGUCGGAGCAGUUGGCAUGGAAGAGGGAGACUCGGAUUGAAUCUGUCGAGAAUGGUCCCCAUCAGAACAGAUUUUCUAGAAGUUUCCAGCCCAGUUCCUCAUUACAAAGCAGUGUGUGUGUUUAAAAUGGAUUUCAUAUGCUGAGCUCAGGAUGAGUUUACACACAACCAGAUCAGGUGAUAAGAAGCGUGGGUGUUUGUGUGAGAGAGAAUGAGAUACAGAAAGAAAAAAUGAGAGAGAUACAGGUGAUUUUGUGUUUUCAUAUGGAGUACACAAAGACGAUUUUCUCUUUUUUUAUUAUUAUUUUGUUGUUUAUAAGUAAACAGUUCUUUCUUUUCUAAAUCGACUCUGUCGUUUCCUCUCUGGGCCUUAUGAUAAAACAUUUUCCAAUGUCAGUACGCUUCUUUUAAAACAGAACCUGAAUGCUGAUAAAGAAGGGCUAAAUUCGUAUUUUCAUGUUUGGAUUUUCUCAUUAAUAUGAGAGAAUUCCAAAAUCAGACAUUACAGAGAAGAAUACAAUAUCAUAAUUGAGAAGAACAACACAGAUAAACUGCAGUACAUUAUUCUGGCUUCAAGAUAUUGAGAAUAAAUUAGUGGGUUUACUUGAGCCAGUCCUUAUCAAGUACUUUAUUUAUUCUAUUAAGUACUUUAAUUAUUCUGCCAUGAUUUAAAAGAUGCAAAUUUUCAGAUACAAACUGAUAGACCUACACUGUAAAAAACUAUUUGUUGAGUCAACUUUAAAUAAUUUGUAACCUGGCUGCCUUAAAAUUUUAAGUUCAACUCAAAACAAGUUUAUUCAACUUGAAAUGUUAAAUUAUGCUAAGUGACAACGUAGAUAUUUGAUUUGAAUCAACUUAAAUAUCAACACAAAUAUCUAAGUUAUUUAGUACAACUUAACAUUUCAAGGUGACUAAACUUAUUUUAGUUGACUGAACUUAAAAUUUUAAGGCAGCAGGGUAACAAAUUAUUUUAAGCCGACUCAACAAAUUGUGUUUUUUAUUUUUUACAGUGUACUGGACAUUUUUGGUUGUAUGGACAGCACAAGUCUUUGACAAUAAAGUGCAUUCCUCACCUCCCUCUGUAACAUGGCUAAAACCAAAAUGACAUUAAACGUAAACUUAUCCUAAACAUCUCAAAAGUUAAUAAUCAUAUAUAAUUUAUUUAA